Molecule: messenger RNA, 1912 nt
Organism: Engraulis encrasicolus (European anchovy)
Lineage: Eukaryota; Metazoa; Chordata; Actinopteri; Clupeiformes; Engraulidae
Product: pancreatic secretory granule membrane major glycoprotein GP2-like
Exons: 9
Coding region: 1-1725 (574 amino acids)
Biological process (GO): cell adhesion; neutrophil migration
Cellular component (GO): apical plasma membrane; cell surface
Molecular function (GO): hyaluronic acid binding
Source: RefSeq, a predicted model, not a curated record
AUGGAGAUGAAGAAAAGCCCCGCAGUCCAGGGCUCUCUGGCGGAGACGGCGGUCCUCUCCUCCCCCUCCACCACCACCACCACCGCUCCCUCUUCGCCCGCAGACCACCUGCGCAUCAAAUGGAUCAAGCUGGAGAGCGACACAGAGAAGGUUGUGCUGGUGACUCAGAAUGGCAUCGUCAUCGAGACAGGGUCAGAAUACCAGGGCAGGGUGUCUGUGCCAGCCAACAGCAAGGAGACUGAGGACGCGUCUCUGACCAUACAGCAGCUCCGGUACAGCGAUAAGGGCAUGUAUCACUGCGAAGUCAUGAAUGGCAUGGAGGAAACACACACUACCGUCUCCUUGGAUGUCAGUGGUGAGGUCAUCUACCCCCUCAACAAGUAUAUGACCCUUGAAGAGGCUACGACCCGUUGUGAGAGCCUGGGUGCAGUGCUGGCCUCCCCGGGCCAGCUCUGGGCUGCCUGGAGGGAGGGUCUGCGAACCUUAUGGCUGAUAUACGGCUGGCUCUCUGAUGGCAGUACACGCUACGUGAUCUCUUUAUCUAAAUCUCUAUCUACUGGCCGUCCCAGUGGAGUCCACACGUUCUCUGGAGAACACGCCUUCCCCUCACCCAAUCAAAGGGCAGGAGUCUAUUGCUACAAAGUCACGCCUGUUUUUGACCCCUGUAAAAAGCACACAGUGCUUGACGAUCUCUCAAGGGCCACCAAUAACACUGAGGUCCUCAACUGGUGUGACCGUUAUGUCAGGUGGUAUGGCUGGUACCGACUGAUGUAUAAUGGGAAGAGCAUACGCAUGCCGGAGUCCUGUUCAGUUAUAACCUGCCACAACAGCUCUGCAUGGAUUUCUCUGUCCCGCUGCCUCCUGUCUGAGGCAGGAUUUUCUGCUGAAGUCUUUCACCUCAACAAUCCAGACUGCAAAGGCACAGUUCGAGAUGGACGAGUAGAGUUCCACUUCAACAACGACGACCGAAAAUGUGGAACGCAACUUAAGGUAAAUGGAACCCAUGCCAUCUACGAGAAUUCUAUUCAGGGGAAAGUGGAUUCUGCAGAUGGUCUAAUUAUCAGCAGAGAGAGAACGCUGAACUUGCAAUUCGCCUGCGUAUAUCCACUAACACAAAAUACUUCCAUGGAUGUGGCUGUCGAUGUCUUAAAAAGUAUCACACAGUUGACGUUGCCACCAGGAAAGGGAACAUACCAAAUCCGGAUGAUUCCGUAUAAGGAUGCCGACUUCACUGAGCUGUUCGAUGGGGCUGUGGCACAGACGUCUGAUGAGGAGAUCUACAUAUCUGUGGAUGUGGAGGGAGUGGACAGCCGGCAGUUCUCCAGUGUGCUGGACCUCUGCUGGGCCACACCCACCAACAACUCCACCUCCUCCAUCACCUGGAGCCUCAUCACCAAACAGUGUGCAAACCCAGAAGACGGGACGGUGGAGGUCUUGCGAAAUGGGGAGUCCACAAGCAGCCGUUUCUCCUUCAGGAUGUUUACUUUUAAUGGGCACCCUCCUCAGCUGUACCUUCACUGCAGCCUGCACCUCUGCCUUCUGGAGGGCAACAGCUGUGCUCCGACCUGUAAAUCUAGUCAUCUGAAAAGAUUGCGGAGAUCUUCAGACUUGAAUGACACGAGCGCAACUAUGGUUUCCUUUGGGCCCCUGAUUUUCCCCUCUGGAAAGACCGAUCUUCUGGAUGUUCUGGCUCCACAGCCGAAGAGAUAUCGUCCUAAGGUGUAAACAUCUUUCAGCUAAUGAAAUAGCUGAAAAUAAUGAAAUCUUUAAAAAAAAGAUUGAUGUUGGGAUCUGAUAUAAUCAUGAAUAUGUGAUGUGUCUAAUGAUUAGUAAUGUAUGUGACCAAAAAAUAAAAGGCCUACCGUAAUUGACAUGACAAUAAAAAAUAAUUGUGGCUUUAAAAAAAAUAAAU